AUGUCCCAGGCGACGCCUUCGAACAGCGAUGAGAAAUCCCACGGAAAGCGGAAAACAUUUGAAACGAAACCGCAAACAUUAGACCCAAGGCGAAAGCUACCUCUAUUCGUCUCAACGCAGCAUCUUGAAUGCAGAAUGCAACAACUGAAAAGAUCGGAACGUAGGUGUGAAAGUGCGUAUGGCUGUAACAGCAUUUCGAUGUCCAACUGCCAUGCCACCCAAAGGAAGCACGAGGGCUGGGGUACUGCCAGGUCGCCCAAGCCUAGACAGGGGAAGUCGAGAGGCAGGGGUCGGGUUCGAACCACAGAUCUUUCGGUCAGUAAAUUCGCGCUCUAG
Opisthorchis viverrini is the source of this 336-nucleotide messenger RNA. RefSeq lists its product as hypothetical. The record is from RefSeq and is a predicted model, not a curated record. The transcript has 2 exons. The coding region runs from base 1 to 336 and encodes 111 amino acids. NCBI's taxonomy places the organism in Eukaryota, Metazoa, Platyhelminthes, Trematoda, Opisthorchiida, Opisthorchiidae.